Messenger RNA from Sphaerodactylus townsendi, 2437 nucleotides. RefSeq names its product NSF attachment protein alpha (gene NAPA). Lineage: Eukaryota; Metazoa; Chordata; Lepidosauria; Squamata; Sphaerodactylidae. Gene Ontology annotation, cellular component: vacuolar membrane; terminal bouton; synaptobrevin 2-SNAP-25-syntaxin-1a complex. The record is from RefSeq and is a predicted model, not a curated record. Gene Ontology annotation, molecular function: syntaxin binding; soluble NSF attachment protein activity. Gene Ontology annotation, biological process: SNARE complex disassembly; synaptic transmission, glutamatergic; intracellular protein transport. The transcript is spliced from 10 exons. Bases 1 to 819 code for a protein of 272 amino acids.
AUGGUAGGAACCUGCUCACAGUCUUCCAACCUGUCAAUGAGGAAGGGUGCUUCAGCCAAAAGGCGGCCCGUUCCGAGCGCUCCGUCACCAUCCCCUCUUUCUUCUCCAGCCGCAGGGAAUGCUUUCUGCCAGGCCGCUCAGCUACAUCUCCAGCUGCAGAACAAACACGACGCGGCCACCAGCUUCGUGGAUGCCGGCAACGCUUUCAAGAAAGCUGACCCGCAAGAGGCCAUCAACUGUCUCCUCAGAGCGAUCGAGAUCUACACGGACAUGGGCCGUUUCACCAUCGCAGCCAAGCACCACAUAACGAUAGCAGAAAUCUACGAGAUGGAGCUGGUGGAUAUCGAAAAGGCUAUCGCCCAUUAUGAGCAAGCAGCAGAUUAUUAUAAAGGUGAAGAAUCUAACAGCUCUGCUAACAAAUGUUUGCUGAAAGUGGCCACCUACGCAGCUCAGCUGGAGCAGUACCAGAAGGCCAUUGAGAUCUAUGAGCAGGUGGGCACCAGCGCCAUGGACAGCCCCCUCCUGAAGUACAGCGCCAAGGAGUACUUUUUCAAGGCGGCCCUGUGCCACUUCUGCAUCGACAUGCUCAACGCCAAGCUGGCUGUACAGAAAUAUGAAGAAAUGUUUCCGGCUUUCUCGGACUCCAGGGAGUGCAAACUGGUCAAAAAAUUGCUGGAUGCUCACGAAGAACAGAAUAUCGACAACUACACUGAAUCGGUCAAGGAGUAUGACUCGAUUUCCCGCCUGGACCAGUGGCUCACUACUAUGCUGCUGCGUAUCAAGAAAACCAUACAGGGUGAAGAGGAGGACCUACGCUAAGCGGCUGCCCCGCAAUCCGCUGCUCCUUCUCUGCGGGGACUGCAUGGAUCAGUGGUGGGGGAGAGUGGGGGAGAGUCUUAGCAAAAGGAACUGGACUCCAAUGGCAAAUGGUUUAUUUAAUUCCUUUCUCAUCACCCCUCUCCCUGCCACUGUCUCUUCGCACGGCCGGCACAGGACCAGGGAGCGAUUCCUGCAGGUUGGCUCCAGCCCAGAGAGAAACGCGGGCCGUGAUAGGAAGCUCUCCCAUUUUCAUUGCCUCCCUUCUCAGCACCGAGAGGCUCACUCCUCUCAAAACAGUCUGGAUUUCUUUCUGGUGGCUUAAAAUAACUUGUGUGGUUUAAUAUUUUAAAGUCUCUCCGGUGAUCCCAGCUGGUAGCAUCGGCUUCCUUUCCUCUCGCCUAGAAAAGAUCCUGGGGAUAGAAAGUAUAACUCCGCAGAGGAGAUACUAGAUUCCUGUCACCUCAUCUCAUUGCAACCCUCUGAUCUGUUUUCCUUCCCCGUCUCCUAACAGCAGUUCCAGCAUCCCCGUGUGAAGUAGGUUUUUGUGCAGGGUUGAUUAGGUUUCCUCUCCCUUCCCCAGACUGCUGUCUGCUGUCUUCUCCAGGAGUGGAGCUGCUUUCUGUUUUGAUGGCCAACACCAAGCCCUUUCUCUCCUCUGGCAGUUUCCCACCAGAGCCAAAUCUUAUGUGGAGAAUGGCUGUUUCCCCUUCCCCAAUUGUACACAUACUAGCAAAGGUCUAAGAUCGCCGAACGACUAGGUUCACGCUUUAUGAGCUAACUUUGCGCUUCUUGCUCCCCAAGUGUACUGUUUUAGACAGCCUCCAUCCCAGCUCCUUUCCCUUACCUUAUAAGCAGACGACACCCCCCUAUACAAAAAAAUGGUGGUUCUGCAUAUUCAUAGUUAGUCCCUGGAGGCACGAAGCAACACGUUCCUCCUCCUGUCGCCUGCAGGGCAGGGAUCAGCUAGUGCAGCCGGUUGUCCAAAACCCCCUUUUGAGCUAGUGACUUUGCAUCGGCUGUUUCAAGAGCCCUCGGCUUUGGGCUCUGGGUUCCUUCUGCCAAGUAUUUCAUGCCCUGCACUCACGGCCAUAAACCUCUGUCCCCCCCCCUGUCCCUCCUACCCGUGUUUCCUCUUGUGUUUGGCAUUCAGAAACAAAACGUAUCAUGUAGCCAGGAGUAAAAAGGGGUUGGUCCUCCGGGAUUUUUGCCCUUCAGUUAUUCUCACAUUGAAGUUUUUAUUAUUGAGAGGGGGAGCGGGAGGACUUCGGAAGCGUCCUGCAUGUGUUUAGUCUCCACCCACAAGUGACUCUGCUGAAGAUAGUGGGCAACCUGCAAACGGCAACAGAACAAUAACUUAAAAACAACUUUGCAUGGGUGGAAAAGAAACCACAAUAACGUCUUUAACAGUAGCCUCUCUCUAGCUUACGUUUUCUGCUGCUUCUCUGAGCUUCUCUGACUUGCAUGUCUUCAAAUGUACCUCGCUGUUCUUUCCCCUUGUGUUUGAGAACUAAUUCUGGCAUCUCUUUCCCCCUGUCGCCCCACGAAGUUGUGGUUCCAUCUCUGAACACUGGCUGUGAUUCUGUGUAUAUGUCUAUAAAAACACAAUUGUAUGCUUGAA